This is a messenger RNA of Funneliformis geosporum, 1086 nucleotides long. The record is from the annotation of a GenBank genome assembly. Lineage: Eukaryota; Fungi; Glomeromycota; Glomeromycetes; Glomerales; Glomeraceae.
AUGCGAGAAAUGCGAAAAGGAAUGAAAGAAUUUAAAGAGCAAUUAUUAACCUUUUGCUUAAACGCUAAACAAGAAAAUAAGUUAAAAUAUUAUUUCCUAUCUACUAGUCUUCUUAAUUGUCAAAAACUACUAAAAAUAGUUCCAAGUUACGAUUUUUCCUCAGCCAUUACUAAUAUUUCCUCAACUGAAGUCAAAGAUUUAUUCCUCAGAGACUACCAAUUAGCGGAUGUCAAAUUUCUAAGCCGCUUGAAAAUUAGCAACUUAUUAAUUGUUACUCCUAGCAUUCUACAACAACAAUGGCAAAAGUCAGUGGAAGACGAACAAGAAUUAGUUAUUAUUAUUUCUAAGGAUACUUUUAAAAUCGAUAGUUCCUAUUUUAAGAAAUUAAAAAAAAAACAAGUGGCUAAUGUUCCUUAUUGUGUUAUCGUAGAUGAAGCCCACUUUCUCCGCAAUCAUCAAUCACAACAGAGCAAAAGUAUUUAUGUUCUUAAAGAUGCUCCCUAUAAAAUGGCUCUGACUGGCACUCCGAAACCUACUCUUCUUAUUGAAAAUUUGCCGAACAGUAUUUUUACAUCCAUAAAUCAGAAAUUCGUCGCGGAAAGAAAAGAAAAGUGGAAAGAUUAUCAACCCCUCGAAAUUUUAGCCAACUUAAAAACUCUGACCCUUUACCCACCCGCCUUGGGAUUUGAAGGGACGGAGCCUUUAGCAGAAGCCUUGGCAAAAAAAAAAAUAGCAACUGGUUUGAUUAUUGGCAAAACUAAUUUUCAAGAAAGAGAAGAAAAUAUUCGCCGAUUUCAAAGCGGUGAACUGGGCAUUCUUCUCUGUAAUAUUCAAAGUGCCGGAGUGGGACUAAACCUAAGUCGAGCCGAGACCAUUAUUUUUGCUGACCGCAGUUACUCGCCUGCUGAUAAUGAACAAGCCGAGGCUCGUUUUCUGCCUACUACUGGUAACGAGCCAUCUCAAGUCCGCUUAGUGAUUGAUCUUAUUUGUCAAGGGACUAUAGAUGAAAAAAUACUUCAACUGCUCAAAAAAAAAGAGGAUAUAAUUAGAGUUUUAAGCGAUAACCCUAGUUAUUUUUUUACUUAA